This is a messenger RNA of Gadus morhua (Atlantic cod), 4411 nucleotides long. RefSeq names its product xeroderma pigmentosum, complementation group C (gene xpc). The record is from RefSeq and is a predicted model, not a curated record. Lineage: Eukaryota; Metazoa; Chordata; Actinopteri; Gadiformes; Gadidae. The coding region runs from base 978 to 3920 and encodes 980 amino acids. The transcript has 14 exons. Gene Ontology annotation, biological process: nucleotide-excision repair; mismatch repair. Gene Ontology annotation, cellular component: nucleus; nucleotide-excision repair factor 2 complex; XPC complex. Gene Ontology annotation, molecular function: single-stranded DNA binding; damaged DNA binding.
CACACACACACACACACGCACACACACAAGCGCCACAUGCGUUGAGCUGCUGCGGUGAGCUAGCCUGAAGCUGUCCGUCUUCAUCAGCUGACAGACAGCUCUCUAAAGUGAACCAUGUGCUACAGAGCUGACCCCCAACAUACUCGACGCACUGUCAAUAGAUCUCCUGCCUCUAUGUCUAUGAAUCUCUGAAACACCCAUUAGCUACACCCUCCAUACAGUACAGCUGUCUCUAUGAGACUGUAUGGAGGCUUGAUUGUAUUAUGUCCUCUGGGCUGUGUGGAACUGUCAGACCAGACGCGUCGGUUUUCAGUUGUAAUCCGUUGCGAUGCGAUGUCAGCGAUAUGUCAAAAUAUCAUGUGAUUUCAGUCAGAAUCAUACACCCCUUGGAGCGGUUUUCAUUAAUAUGAAGAAUUUAGUUUGCAUAAAAAUUAAAGAAUAAUAAAUAAUAGGAAUGAAUAGAUUUAUAUAUCUGAAAAUCCCUGCUAAAAGUAAAAUCUUUUUUUUUGUCAUCCAUCUAUCGAAUGAGAUUUGAGUUGUAGCGGUGUCGGCAGCUCAACACUGCCACUCAGCGACAGGAUUAUUAUGUUACAUUUAUUUAUUAAAUUCAAUCACGAGGACAUAACUGCAUUUUGUCCGGAGAGAAGGGUUGAACGAGUACAACAAUAUUGUCUGGUUUUUCAAAAUCUGAUAUUGAUAAUCAAUAAGUGAUGAGAUGUGAGCCUGCCAUGUUGGAGGCGGAACCGGAUGGGGCGCAUCGAGAAGGAACCUCCCCAUAAUAAACAUGGACGGCCGCCCUGUGAAACCAUAGAAAAUAGUAUGGAUGCGGUGUUAUGAAAGCGUCUCCUUUUCCCGUUGAAUAACUGACGCUUUUCCGUCUCUUUCACGCAGUCACAUGUACAGAGGGGUUAGGAGUUCCGCCUCCUCUGUACUUAUUAAUUCACGCAAAAGUCAUAUUUCCAUUCACAAAAGUCAACAUGGCAAAAAGAAAAGAAUCCGCGGGAUCUGCAGAGAGAACCAUUAAGAAACACAAGCCGGUGUCUAAAGAAAAGACCCCCAGUCGCAAAACUAAAGCAAAGAAAAACACAGGUAACGGGCUUGUGGAGGAAGAGGAGAAGCUUGUGAGGAAGGUGAGCGCGAAAACCCGUGGCUCCUCUACUCGCACUGCCGUCUCCACCACCUCCACCACCAGCAAAUACUUCCCGUCUCCGCCCAAGAAAAAAGCCCUUAGCAACAACCAUGACAACGAAGAUGGGGAUCUCCACAUGGUAACCAUGGCAACGCCCAUCCUUCCCAUGGAUGUUACGGGACCCUCACGGCCAAAAAAAGAGGACAGCGAGGAAGAGGAUGAGAGUGAGGAAGACGACUGGGAAGAUGUUGAAGAGCUGUCUGGGCCCCUGGGCCCCGCGCCCCCUGCUGAGCCCUCUCUGCCCACUCAGGCCGUGGAGAUCGAGAUCGAGACUCCGGAGUUGAUUCGCAUGAGGCAGAAAAAAGAGAAGAGGAAAGCAGAAUUUGAGCAGUAUCUUAAGCGGAUGGUUAAUCGCUUAAACAAGGAUCUGCUGGAGGAUACACACAAGGUCCACCUGAUGUGCCUGAUAGCCAAUGGGAUGUUCCGGAACCGUCUGUGCAGCGAACCGGAUCUGCUGGCCAUCACGUUGUCCCUCCUACCCCCCCACUUCAUGAUGGUGGCCAAGGAACGCAUUGACCACAACUACCUCUCGGGACUGCUGAAAUGGUUUGGGGCCACCUUCACCUUGAACCCCAGCCUCCCCCACGUAGACCUCACCGACCCCCGGGGGCUCCUGGAGAGGCGCCUGGCCAGCCUGUCGGCCCGGGACCACCAGGAGAUGACCCAUCUGCUCCUUUUGGUGCUGAGGUCUCUGAAUCUCUUCUGCCGAUUGGUCCUUUCUCUGCAGCCCAUUUCCUUCAAACCCCCUCGAGUCAAGGGCAAAGGGUCAGAGAGCAGUGGUGGCCGUACCCCAGGGAAAAGCCCCGGCAGUGGGAAGUCCCCCAAGGGAAGCCCCCCGGACUCCAAGAUCUCCCCCGGAAACAAGAGGCCCGCCCUGGUCUCCGCUGCCACUGCUGGGAAGGGCAGGGGAGCCAGCGGCGGGAAGCGGGCCAAGCAGGAAGAGGAAGACGGGGAGGAGGAGGAGGAGGUGGAGGAAGAGAAGCCAGAGGUGAAGAGCGGGAGAAAGGGGGGAGGCCAGAGGCCGAAGAACGCCAAGCGGCGCAGCGUGGCUUCCAAGGUGAGCUACAAGGAGGAGAGCGGCAGUGGGGAGGACGUGCUCAGCGACGGGGAGGAGGAGGAGGAGGAGGAGGAGUUUCAGGCGACCGGCGAGGAGGAUAGCGAGGAGGAGGAGGUGGAAGGGGGCAGGGCCAAACACGGGAAGGGGAGGAGCCACGGGAAAAGGAAACACAGCAGCGGCGACUCCGGGAGAAAGAGGAACAGCAGCAGCAGCGGCGGCGGCGGGAAAAGACGCGAGAAAAUCAACAACAACGAUGAAGACGACGAGGAAGACGACGACGACGGCAAUGUGGACAAAGUUGGAGGAGGAGAGGGUACCAAGGGUAAGCGGAGGAGCGGCGGCGGCGGCGGGAGGAAGAAGAGGGACGGGCCCGGCGCCGACGAGUGGCUGGAGGUGUUCGUGGAGAAGACGUCGGCGUGGCUGUGCGUGGACGCGGAGCACGGCGUGGACCGCCCGCAGCUCUGCUGGCGGAACGCCACGCAGCCCAUGGCCUACGUGGUGGCGGUGGACGGCGACGGCCGCCUGAAGGACCUGGGCAGGAAGUACGACCCCACCUGGAUGACCUCGUCAAGAAAGCGCCGGGUGGACGAUGAGUGGUGGGGCGAGACGCUGACGCCCUUCCUCCCGUGGGAGGGGGAGCGGGACGACAAGGAGGAGAAGGAGCUCCAAGCGAAGUUGCUGGACAGGCCGAUGCCCACCUCCAUAGCGGAGCUGAAGAACCACCCUAUGUACGCUCUGACCAGACACCUGCUCAAGUACGAGGCUCUCUACCCCCCCACGGCGGCCGUGCUGGGGUACUGCAGGGGGGAGCCCGUAUACUCCAGGGACUGUGUUCACCAGCUGCACUCAAGAGAAACCUGGCUGAAGGAGGCCCGCACUGUGCGGAUAGGAGAGGAGCCAUUCAAGAUGGUGAAGGGCUUCUCCAACCGCUCCCGUAAGGCGCGUAUGAUGGUGGAGCAGAAGGAAGAGAAGGACCUGGCUCUGUAUGGGGAGUGGCAGACGGAGGAGUACCAGCCCCCCAUCGCUGUGGAGGGCAAGGUUCCCCGUAACGAGUACGGGAACGUGUACCUGUUUAAGCCCUGCAUGCUGCCCGUGGGCUGCGUCCACCUGCGUCUGCCCACCCUGAACCGCGUGGCCCGCAAGCUGGACAUGGACGCCGCGCCCGCCGUCACGGGCUUCGACUUCCAUGGAGGAUACUCGCAUGCUGUGACCGACGGCUACAUUGUGUGUGAGGAGCACGAAGAGAUUCUCAGAGCAGCCUGGGAGGAAGAUCAAGCGCUCCAGAAACAGAAGGAGAUUGAGAAGCGAGAGAAGCGGGCCACCACCAACUGGAAGCUACUGGUGAAGGGCCUGCUGAUCAGGGAGAGGCUCCAGCUACGAUACGGCAAGAAGGGCCAAGGCCUCGGAGGAGCCGGGGGCUCGAGUCAGGGUCAUGGCCAGGACGGAGAGGGGGUGGACGGGCUAUCGGCUGACGAGGAGGAGUUGGAGGGUGGGGUCCCGGUCGAGGACCCUGGAGACAAGACACCAGCCGAAAUGCUGGCCAAGGCCUGGCCCCAGAACAGACAGGAUGAGGGAGAGGAGGAGGGAGGGGGGAAGAGCAGGCCGAAGAGGAAGAUAACACAGCGUGAGCGGAAAUGCCAGGAGAAAACCAUGUUUCCCUUUGAGAAGGCGUGAUAAAAAAAUAACUGAAUAUUGGCUGUACCAAAAGAAAUGACCUCACGCUACAAAGCUAAGCUGUGCAGCCCCUGCUCUCUCUUCAGAAGGUUGUUCAGGCAGGCCUCGGGAAAGAGGGGAGUGAAAACAAAUAAAUACAAGUGCUUGUUUAACCGUUCCACUCAGAUCAAGUGUUAGAUUGGAGUGUGGCGGCUAUAGCAUUAAUUGUCUGAGAUGGGGAGUUGAUGAUACGCUCCAGUCGAUGGAAGACCUAAUGAGACUUUGGUGCCAGUCCAAAGACCCGCCGUGAGAGAGCAGUAUCAUCCAGAGAAACAGUAUCCUGACUUGGACCGAAGAACAUGCCUGGCAACUGUUUUUUUUGCCACACAGGAAGUCAGGAUUUCUAUUGUCUAUUUAUUUGUAUUUGUUACCUAGGGGGGUGGUUCUGCUUGUACAUUACCCACUACACGGCCAUACUGUCAUGCAUACACUAUAUAUAUAUAUAUAUAUUU